Molecule: messenger RNA, 378 nt
Organism: Protopolystoma xenopodis
Lineage: Eukaryota; Metazoa; Platyhelminthes; Monogenea; Polystomatidea; Polystomatidae
Source: the annotation of a GenBank genome assembly
AUGCCGCCUGUGCGUGUGCAUGAGCUUGUGCAACGGUGUCUCGUUCAGUCUGGUCGUGAAGGUUGUGCGCCUGCGAGUGAGCGCCGAGUGCAGACCAGCCAACGAGUGACCAGCCAUGCCCAGAAUGUGCUUUCAUGCCUCCGCCUCUCGCCGCCAAUGGCACGCCUCGAUCACUGCUCAAGCCCAUCCGGUCCAGCCAGCCAGACCUCAGGCUCUCUCUCUCUCUCUCUCUUCUCUUUGCGUCUUUAUCGGCUCCACGCCCCACCCAACCCCCUAGCUCCAGCAUUGAGUUCGCCAGAGGCUCCCGACACCUCGUGUUUCCUGAUUGGCCAGUUUGGCCGAAUCGACGCCGUCAAAUCUCUCCGCGACUGGUUAUAA